CCCACCUCUCUUCCUCCCUCCCUCUCCUCUUUUCAAGCACCCCCUCCCUUCCCCUUUCUUCUCCAUCUCAAAAUUUUUCCCAUUUUUACCAUUUUCCCCCCUUCCAACCUUAAAUCUUCUCCUGCUUAUCUCCACUUCCACCGGUGGCGUUGCCAACGGCGGGUCUACGCCGGUUGCCAACGGCGGGUCUACGCCGCGCGGUUGCCGACGGCAGGCCUACGUUGGUUGCUAUUUCGGAUGCAAUCUCAAGGGAAGACAACGACGAAGGCAAACCAAGAAGAUUUGAAUAACUUGAGCGGCAAAUCUUCUUUUCUUGAUUUUGUUUUCUUCAUUUUUGAUGCAUUUUCGAAAUAUAAAGGGUUGUCUGUCAGACAGACAACUUGUAAGUGCAGUGUCUAUAAGAGUCAUGAAAUUAUCUGUCAUUUGAAAAAUAAAUGUCUGUAAUUCAUAUUUAAUUGUUU
Molecule: messenger RNA, 461 nt
Organism: Cuscuta europaea
Lineage: Eukaryota; Viridiplantae; Streptophyta; Magnoliopsida; Solanales; Convolvulaceae
Source: the annotation of a GenBank genome assembly